GGAGUGUGAGGCCUGGGAGAGCCCGACAGGGAAUAAGACAGUGUUGGACAGUUUCAGAGAGUUUGUUUGGGAGUCUAGGGGUUCUGAGCAUUUAAAAAGAGCUGGCAUGGAUAGGAUGAUGGGCGAGAUGAGGUGGAUAUGGUUAAACACGUCGCAAAUCUUUGCACGGUCUACGUGGAUGGGGUGUGGGACGAGGAGCAGGGGUCCAUGGCAGCGGCGGUGGUUGACGUGGAUGUGGGGCAAGUAAAGGGCAAGGUUGCCGAGAAGGAGGCUCGCAACUACAUUAACAACAACACCAACGGUAUCAACAACAACAACAGCAUCAACAGCAACAACUUUGAUGGGAGGGUUGGUGGAGAGGCGGUGGCUGUGGUGGAGGAGAGGCUGGUAAUGGGCGAGAUUGGUGACAAGGGUGGGGAGGCUGACAACAACAACAACAACAACAACAACAACAACAACAACAACACAGAAGGUGGCAGUGAUGGAGGAGAGGCAGGUGAUGGGCGAGAUCGGUGUGAAGGGUGGGGAGGCUGUCAACAGCAACAACAAUACAACAACAGCAACAACAACAGCAACAACAACAGCAACAACAACAACAAUGACGGAGGCAACAACAGCGACAAUGAUGGCGAGCAGGGGAUGAGUGUAAUGGGCGAGGAGGGUGUGGAACAUGACAGCAAAAUCUACAACGGCGACAAUAACAGCAACAACGACUGCAAUAUCAACAACAACAAAGGUCACAACAACAACAACAGCAACAACUACAACAACUACAACAACUACAACAACAAUCACGACGAUGGCGGCGAUGAAAUCUACGGGAGCAGCGGGGUAGAGAAGGGUUAUUAGGCCUACAUAUCUUUCCGGCGGCAGCUACGAGGGCUAAACACAAAGGCAGUUAGUGAGGGGAGUGGCGAAGGGGAGGCUUCUGCUGGAGGGGCUGGCCUCGCGGCAUCCACUGCCGGGGGUGGCUCCGCAUCCGGAUCUAGUACCAGCUAUGGGACCAAUCCCUCAGACCAGGACGCAUCAUCCCAGACAGUUGCAGUUGUCGAGGCCAGUUCUUCGUACUAUUCAGGAGCAGUGGUCACGGGAGGCGGCGGUGCAGGAGGAGGGAAAGCGUCGCGAGGUUCCGGAACCAGUGAGUCCCAUAUUGAUUCCGAUAUAUUCAAGACUGAUGGUUUUGGUUCGGGCUCAGGUAGCAGCGGACAAUCCAACGGAACCGGCGCAGCCGGUGGUGGGGGCGCCGCGGUGAUAACCGGGGAAUCGGACUACGAUAACGCAUCUGCGAAGUCCAUGGUGACCGUGAGUGCAAUCCAAGGGUUAUCAGGUGGGCAGGGAGAGAUUGACGCGGGAGCAAGCAUAAGCAACUCGACAGGAGGAGGAAGUGCAGGAAGUGGAGCAGGCAGUGGUGGGGGCGGAGCCUCCGGAGUCGGAGGAGGCAGCGGGUCUUCAUACACCAUCAAGAAAAAGAAGAAAAAGCCGUCAAACGGUCCAAACCCUGGUCAGCAAACUUCAGAUGGGUUUGACACUUUCGAUGGGACUACCGAUGUGCCAUAGCUGCACUGCAACCUAUGGCGGAAGAGCCUUAGGAAACAAUCUCAAAACUGUCCCCCCUCCCCCUGGUGGUCCCCUUCCCUCUAAGUCAUGACAACCUUAGCGCCCGACCCACCUUAGAUGAAGUCCUAACCUUUCCGAUGUGUGCGCCUGUAUUAGCUAGCCUUAGGAGUGUGUUCCUUUACCAUAACCGAUCGCUGCGAAGCGUAAGUCACCCCGUCCCUUCCGUCCGCCGGUCAAAAUUGCCGCUGUAUAGAUGCAGUUCGCGGUUAUCGUGUCGUGUCGUGUCAGUAAACGACGCACUAAUGU
Molecule: messenger RNA, 1863 nt
Organism: Chara braunii
Lineage: Eukaryota; Viridiplantae; Streptophyta; Charophyceae; Charales; Characeae
Source: the annotation of a GenBank genome assembly